ACUGGGUGUGGAUGGAAAGCUAGUGAAACAAGACCAGGACAAGUCACCAGCCAGCUCAGACGUGUUUGUAUUUCUCUUUUCUUAGCUCAGUGAGUACUGGGUAUGUGUCACACUGCCAAAUCCCCGAUCACAAGUCUCCAUGAACGGGCGGUGAGCUGGGAUAAUAAAACUCCUGACAUCACCAUUCCAGAAGCUUCACAAGACUGCGUAUAUAAGGGGCUGGCUGUAGCUGCAGCUGAAGGAGCUGACCAGCCAGCUGACCCCCUCCACUCACCUAGCCACCAUGGACAUCGCCAUCCACCACCCCUGGAUCCGCCGCCCCUUCUUUCCCUUCCACUCACCCAGCCGCCUCUUUGACCAGUUCUUCGGAGAGCACCUGUUGGAGUCUGAUCUCUUCCCAACUUCUACUUCCUUGAGCCCCUUCUACCUUCGGCCGCCCUCCUUCCUGCGGGCACCCAGCUGGAUUGACACCGGGCUCUCAGAGAUGCGCCUGGAGAAGGACAGAUUCUCUGUCAACCUGGAUGUGAAGCACUUCUCCCCAGAGGAACUCAAGGUCAAGGUGUUGGGAGACGUGAUUGAGGUGCACGGCAAACAUGAAGAGCGUCAGGAUGAACAUGGUUUCAUCUCCCGGGAGUUCCACAGGAAAUACCGGAUCCCAGCUGAUGUGGACCCUCUUGCCAUUACUUCAUCCCUGUCCUCUGAUGGGGUCCUCACUGUGAAUGGACCAAGGAAGCAGGCCUCUGGCCCUGAGCGCACCAUUCCCAUCACCCGUGAAGAGAAGCCUGCUGUCACUGCAGCCCCCAAGAAGUAGACGCCCUUUCUCCAACUGCAUUUUUUAAAAGACAAAAAUUUCCCCACCGGUGAAUGAAAAUCUUGUGAUUAGUGCUGAAGCUUAUUAAUGCUAAGGGCAGGCCCAAAUUAUUAAGCUAAUAAAAUACCAUUCAGCAACAGAUAA
Messenger RNA from Mustela lutreola (European mink), 955 nucleotides. It is a transcript of the gene CRYAB, whose product is annotated as crystallin alpha B. Lineage: Eukaryota; Metazoa; Chordata; Mammalia; Carnivora; Mustelidae. The transcript is spliced from 3 exons. Gene Ontology annotation, biological process: response to heat; protein refolding. The record is from RefSeq and is a predicted model, not a curated record. Gene Ontology annotation, molecular function: protein folding chaperone; structural constituent of eye lens. Bases 284 to 811 code for a protein of 175 amino acids.